Messenger RNA from Dentiscutata erythropus, 555 nucleotides. The record is from the annotation of a GenBank genome assembly. NCBI's taxonomy places the organism in Eukaryota, Fungi, Glomeromycota, Glomeromycetes, Diversisporales, Gigasporaceae.
GAAAUAGAACGAUUAAAAAAUGAACCACUACCUCUUGGUAUAAAUAUAAUAACAAGCGAAGAAGAUAUUUAUCAUCUUAACGCUACUAUAGCUGGUCCAAUUCAGUCACCUUAUGAAGGUGGUGUUUUCAAAUUAGAUGUUUUGCUUACUGAACAAUAUCCUAUGGCUCCGCCUAUGAUUCGUUUUUUAACUAAAGUUUAUCAUCCAAAUAUUGAUAAAUUUGGAACAAUCUGUUUGAAUAUACUUGAUGUUAGUUGGUCUCCAGCUUUGCGCUUGCGUACAACAAUUCUCUCCAUACAAGCAUUAUUAUCAUAUCCAAAUCCGUAUGACCCAAUUGAAGAAGAUAUUGGAAAGCUUUGGAUAGAAAAUGAAGAAGAAGCAAUCGCAAUAGCUCGAGAUUGGACUUGGGAAUAUGCUCGAGAAAAUAAUGAAAACCAUAUUUUAACCACUACAGAAAAUUAUAUGCAAAAAAAAUUUUUAAGUUCAGAGGAACAGCUUUGUCAAUUAAAAUCGUUCAAAAAAGUAUUUAAUGAAAUGGAUGAAAUGAACACGUAA